UUAAAAAGAGAGAGAAAAAAGUGCUGUGUGGGAGGGGCACAGUGUUAUAAAAGCAGUCAUUACCAUGUCAGGGCUGUAACAACUCUCAGAGGAGCAUUUCCAGUCAGACAGCAACCCAGAGAAUCACAAGGUUGAUACAAUGGAAGAUCUUUAUGUUGCGAACACAAUUUUUGCCCUCAAUUUCUUCAAGCAUCUGGCAAAAGCAAACCCCACCCAGAACCUCUUCUUCUCUCCAUGGAGUAUCUCAUCCACCAUGGCCAUGGUCUACCUGGGUUCCAGGGGCAGCACUGAAGACCAGAUGGCCAAGGUGCUUCAGUUUAAGCAAGUUGGAGGUCGUGAUGUCACCCCAGCGACCCCAGAGAACUUUGCUGGUUGUGAAUUCACGCAGCAGGUCCAGAAGGGUCCUUAUCCCAGUGCUAUUUUGCAGGCACAAGUCAGAGACACAAUCCAUUCCUCCUUCAACUCUCUGAGCUCUGCAAUCAACAAAUCCACAGGGGAUUAUCUAUUGGAAAGUGCCAACAAGCUGUUUGGAGAGAAGUCUGCGAGGUUCAAGGACGAAUACAUGAAACUUUCUAAGAAAUACUACUCCACAGAACCCCAGGCAGUAGACUUCUUGGAAUGUGCAGAAGAAGCCAGAAAAAAAAUUAAUUCCUGGGUCAACACUCAAACCAAAGGCAAAAUCCCAAAUCUGUUACCUGAAGGUUCUAUAGAUGGAGAGACCAGGAUGGUCCUGGUGAAUGCUGUCUACUUCAAAGGAAAGUGGAAAACUCCCUUUGAGAAGAAGCUGAAUGGGCUUUAUCCUUUCCGUGUGAACUUGACUGAGAGAAAACCUGUACAAAUGAUGUACUUGCGUGAAAAGCUGAACAUUGGAUACAUACAAGACCUAAAGGCUCAGAUUCUUGAGCUCCCAUAUGCUGGAAAUGUCAGCAUGUUCCUGUUGCUUCCAGACGAAUUUGCUGAUGCUAGCACUGGGUUGGAGCUGUUGGAAAGUGCAAUCACCUAUGACAAACUGCAAAAAUGGACCAGCAAAGACACAAUGGCUGAAGAUGAUGUUGAAGUAUAUCUCCCCCAGUUCAAAUUAGAAGAGCGUUAUGAACUCAAAUCCAUUCUGAGAAGCAUGGGCAUGGAGGAUGCCUUCAACAAGGGCCAGGCCAAUUUCCAAGGAAUGUCGGAAAAAGAUGAUCUGUUUCUCUCUGAAGUGUUCCAUCAAGCAACAGUGGAUGUUAAUGAGGAGGGCACUGAAGCCACUGCUGGCACUGGGGGCACUAUGACAGGGAGAACUGGUCAUGGGGGCCCUCAGUUUGUGGCAGAUCAUCCUUUCCUUUUCCUGAUCACGCACAAAGUAGCCAAGAGCAUCCUGUUUUUGGGCAGAUUCUCCUCACCCUCAAAUUGAAAGCCUCCAUUUCUACACGGUAUUUUGUAGCAUGAGCUAUAAGCCUCAGAAUUGCUAUCUCAAGUGCCAAAAAUUUAGAGACUUUUUCUAUGUUUCUGUUUUUCUGAAAAAAUUUCAACAUACUAAAUAUAAAAGCAAAAAUAGACACCUGUCAACCAUAAUAUGAUUCCUCUACUAAUCAUUUGAUCCCCUGAAUAAGAUGAUGUCCAUUUUAUUCUUUCUUACUCUUCCUUUAUUUUAUAGCAUUAACUUUUCUUUUGUUAUUUAUUAUUUUAUAUAAUAAUGGGUUUUUAAAAUUAUUAACUACCUAUUCAAUGUAACUAAUAGUUACACAAGCAAGUGAUCAGUUAAUUUUCUCUCUAAAGAAAUACAUUUAUUUGUUUUUGUAAUGAACGAGUAGGUGUUUCUCCAUACCCUCUGUAAUAAAUAUCUUGAAGAAAGGGCUUGAACAACAUGCAAAUAUGUUAUGUCCAUUACUAGCAUUACAUAUUGUUUUUGUAACUCAUGUAAAAUUACAAAUAUACAAUAAAUGAACAUGUUUCCAUAAAA
Molecule: messenger RNA, 1942 nt
Organism: Oryctolagus cuniculus (rabbit)
Lineage: Eukaryota; Metazoa; Chordata; Mammalia; Lagomorpha; Leporidae
Gene: SERPINB2
Product: serpin family B member 2
Biological process (GO): negative regulation of endopeptidase activity
Molecular function (GO): serine-type endopeptidase inhibitor activity
Source: RefSeq, a predicted model, not a curated record